AUGAUACUAAGAGCAAGCGGAUCAAUAUUCGGAACAACAGUGCUUUUCCCAACUCCAAUUUCAAGCCGCAACAACAACAGAAUCGAUUAUUAUCAUAAUUUCCUUAACAACCGAAGAAGAAGCAAAUCAACAACGGUAGUUUGCGGUCUCCGUUCAUACCAAAACAGAAAGCCAGCGUCAAUGGUAAUUUCAAAAGAAAGCGUUAACGUAAUUCACGCUCUCAAACUCGCCAAAAAUUCCGACGAUAAAAUCAACCAAGUUCUCAAGUCAAAACUCCUCCGACUCUUGAAGGCUGAUGUGUUUGACGUUUUGGCUGAAUUGCAAAGACAAAACCAACUCCAUUUAUCUCUCAAGGUUUUCGAGUUUAUUAUUGGUGAUGAGGAAGCUGGAUAUGAUACAUUGCCGUUGUAUUCUGACAUGAUACUGUUAUUGGGAAAGAAUAAGAUGGUUGAGAUGGCAGAAGAGAUGUUUGAUCGGGUGGUGGAGAAGGGGGUGGAGAAGGGGUUGAAGCCGGAUACGAGGUUGUUUAAUGAGAUGAUUGGGGUUUAUUUGCAAGUUGGUAAUACAGAGAAGGCGAUGGAGGUUUAUGGAUACAUGAAGGGUUUGGGUUCGGGUUCGGGGUGUUUGCCGGAUGAAUUGACGUUUACGAUAUUGAUUAGGAGUUUAAUGAAGAAGGGGGAAAAUGAGCUUGUUGAAAGUUUGAAAAAAGAGAGUUUUGACUAUGUUAAUGCACCUGAUAAAUUUGUUCAGAAAGUCCAGAAUCAUGCAAAAAAGAGACGUGUCAAUCUGGUUGCGUAA
Molecule: messenger RNA, 798 nt
Organism: Lathyrus sativus (Indian pea)
Lineage: Eukaryota; Viridiplantae; Streptophyta; Magnoliopsida; Fabales; Fabaceae
Source: the annotation of a GenBank genome assembly